Penicillium verhagenii is the source of this 243-nucleotide messenger RNA. RefSeq lists its product as uncharacterized. NCBI's taxonomy places the organism in Eukaryota, Fungi, Ascomycota, Eurotiomycetes, Eurotiales, Aspergillaceae. Bases 1 to 243 code for a protein of 80 amino acids. The record is from RefSeq and is a predicted model, not a curated record. The transcript is spliced from 2 exons.
AUGAUCUCUGUCCCCGGUGCAACCACCAUUGAAGCAGUGAAGGCAUACGUUAAGACCCGAGGGAUUGUCCUUUCAAGCCUGAGACGUCCCAGGUGGUCGAAGGUCUAUUAUGAUCAGCCUAUCACUCUUGUUCAAGGCGAACUAUUCUCUCACCAACCUAAAGCACCUGAAUGGGAACAGGCCAUUUUCCCCUUGAAGAUCAAGAUGACCUUCCAAGAUAAAGAAGGCGAGAAUAUGGGUUGA